Erythranthe guttata (spotted monkey flower) is the source of this 610-nucleotide messenger RNA. RefSeq lists its product as hypothetical. The record is from RefSeq and is a predicted model, not a curated record. Lineage: Eukaryota; Viridiplantae; Streptophyta; Magnoliopsida; Lamiales; Phrymaceae.
UUACAAGCAGGUCUGCAGUUGUUUAGGUUUUUGGGGGGGAAAAUUAAGGGUUCGUGCAAAGAGAUGGAUCCAGAGCACGCAGGAUCGGCGCCGGAGAGUGUUAAACAAGGGUGGCGGUGGAAGCAGAUGGGGAAUGAAGAGAAGACGGCGGCGGUUGAGGAGGAGAUAAAGAGGGUGCAUCAGCUGCCGCCCAAAAGCAGUUACGCCUGCCACCGCUUGCGUGUCUUGACCAAAAUUCACCAACUUCUCUCAAUUCAGAGAACCACAUCACAAGAAAAGGAGUUGGAGUUGCUUUUCUCUGGGCUUCAUAUCUGAAUAGAAAAAAGUUCGACUGGAUUUGCGUUUCAUAAGCAAGACACUCACAGUCACAGAAUCUAACAUGACAGAUGAACUUUACCACUCUCUGCUCGUUGGAGUUUAAACUAUUUUUUUUUUCUGAUUACGUAAUUGGAUUUUACAAUGGAAACUGGGGAACAUGGAUCGGAUAACAGCAAGUGCUGACUUUCAUGUGUAUAUUUUGUUAUAUAACUCCAUAGAAAAGUUUCAAUUGUAAGCAUUUAUCUCUUAGUAAUUGAACACUGUAAUUAGUGCAUAAAUAUAUAAAGUGUGA